AUUGCUGAGAGGUUUUCCCCUUUUUACUCAUGGGCCUCUCUCUUUAUCUCUCUUUCUCUGUCUGGACCUAAACUGAGCACUUCAUUUCAGCAGUUUUGUUUUUCAGUGAAGUCUGUAAGUUAGCGCCCUGCAAAUGACCUUUUGCAAGAGCCCGAUGCAUAAGCUGUUAGUCACUAUUCAGGAGACGAGCAUAGAGCACUAGCAGUUGUGAUCAGCAACACUAUAAUUAUAUGAUCAGUACAAACGAUUCACCGUUAAUCGAUGACUUGGCUUAUUUGCAUAGGGGUCAGAUAGUAAUCAAGGGCUUACACUGUAGGAAGUACACAACGGGUUGAAUGGAGAUUCCCAGCACAUGGUCCAUCCUGAACACCUUUCCCAGUGUACCUCUUCCACCCCACUGUUCCUCUUCCAUUCUCAGCUAUCCCCUCAUUCCAGAGUGAGUUGAGAUGAUCCGUAUUCACAACCCCCACCAUUUGCCCUACUUUUGUCAGGCAGAAACAUUCCUGCGGGAAGGUACUCUAUGUGACACCGUCCUCAUGGUGGAUGGUCACGUUUUCAAAGCUCAUGCCUUGGUGCUAGCCUGGGUCAGCAAGAACCUUGAGCGGCAGCUAACCAGUCAAAAUCCAGGCACAGGCUAUCACUGUAGUGUUAAUAAUGUUUCUCCCCACACGCUUAAGCAAAUCCUGGACUAUGUGUACAGUAAAUGGGUGGACAUCCCUGAAGGGGAUCUUCCAGAGCUUCUGAGGGGAGCUCAGCAUCUGGAGAUUCAGUCACUUGUGGAGCAGUGUCAGAUAGUGGAGGUGGAGAUCCUAGAAAGGGUUAAAGAUACAGAGCUAAGGCUGUCCCCCAAUGUUGAUAUAGGGCAUUGUGAUUCAGAGGCAUGCAAGAAAAUCCCCUCUUCUGAUGAGGCAUCCCCCAUCAGUUCUUCUUUAGAUUCGCCACCUGUGACACACUCUGACCAUGAAAGGUCACAGCGUGUCUCUAGUCCAUCACCUCCCCCACCACAGAAGCCCCCCUUGUCCAUGGUCGUUCCACCUACUGCAACUUCCAGAGAGGUCACAGGCUCCAGUUUGUCCACAUCACAAGGCCCAUCCUCCACACUCCACUGGCCACCACUAAACCCUUCACGCCGGAUGGUCCUUAGUUAUAGAGACCUCAUGGCGGUCCACACCUUUCGGGCCUCCCAGCAUAUGGUUGCCUGUUCCUAUCCCACUCCCAUGUACCCCUUCUUUCACCGCUCCCUCCAGCCCCAGAUGCCUACCUCUCUGCUGAGCUACCCUGGCCUAGUACAUCCCUACCAUCUUCUCCGCCCCGGACCUCUGGCCUUGGAUAGUCCAACAGGGCAAGGCCUCAAGGGGAAGAACGAUUCCAUCAGUGCAGCGCUGGCAGGAGCAGCACAGGACAGAGAAAGGAAGCCAAAAGUGCAGUCAGAAAGGGAGAUGCUUUGUAGACACUGCAGCAAGCCAGCUGUAGAAAACUCAUGGAGGCAGGCAUCCAGGACGGCACCUUCAGGUUCAGAGGAGACGUAUCAUGGGUGUAAGUUCUGUAAGAGAGGUAUUCGGGAGAAGCGAUCGCUGCGGUCACUCAGAAGGGGUCUCGGGGGUGAGAAACCCUACCAGUGCAAACACUGCAGCAAGAGAUUCAGCCUGAAACACCAACUGGAUACACAUCUCAGAGUACACACAGGUGAGAAGCCUUUUGAGUGCAGGCUGUGUGGUCAGCGAUCGCGUGACUACUCAGCCAUGAUCAAACACCUGCGUACACAUGGUGGGGCCACACCCUACCAGUGCACCUUGUGCUUGGAGUUCUGCAGCAGCUUGGCCACCAUGCAGAAGCACUUGAAGGGCCACCCCACCCAGGAUUUUCCCCCAAACUGGAGCCUGAGCAGCACCUACCUCUACACCUGCCACACUUAA
Colossoma macropomum (tambaqui) is the source of this 1916-nucleotide messenger RNA. It is a transcript of the gene zbtb32, whose product is annotated as zinc finger and BTB domain containing 32. The transcript is spliced from 5 exons. Gene Ontology annotation, molecular function: DNA-binding transcription factor activity, RNA polymerase II-specific; RNA polymerase II cis-regulatory region sequence-specific DNA binding; protein binding. Gene Ontology annotation, biological process: regulation of transcription by RNA polymerase II. Bases 447 to 1916 code for a protein of 489 amino acids. NCBI's taxonomy places the organism in Eukaryota, Metazoa, Chordata, Actinopteri, Characiformes, Serrasalmidae. Gene Ontology annotation, cellular component: nucleus. The record is from RefSeq and is a predicted model, not a curated record.